AUGAUAGUGCCCAGUCCAUCUACAAGGGCACUCAAUGAGUUGAUGUCCAGUAGUAUAUACAACUACUUGGAACAGGUCGAAUCAAAGCAUCAGCUCAACAAACCACAACAGAGACAAGAACCAGAGCCACACGCUUCGCAACCAGUCAAGCCAGUUUAUCAGAGGAUACUUGGCCACCCGUCACUACACAGCUGGGUAAAGUGGGUCAUCAUAUUAUACAUUGUGCGACUCCAGAACCCCAUACAAUGGGCCAAUUUCGUAUCUUUGAACAAACCGAUCCGACAGCUCUUGUCAUAUUACCGGGGUAGCUUCUCGGGGGUGCUAGGACCAGGCCAGAGAAAAGCCAGCCCAUCACCCAACGCCACUACCAAGCUUGCCAAUUGCAUCACCUGCGUGUUCCUAUACUUUGCCACGGUCGAUCUGAAAGCUUUUCCCAAAGACUAUGCUCUCGUCUCGUUGCUUAGCGCGUACCACGGGGAAUUGAACCCGCCUUCCAAGUCACAAAUCCUCGUGUCAGACAGUUUUUCCAAGCCAUUCAAAUUGUCCACGUAUAGAUCGUCAGGCUUGUACCAGCCCUUGAUGAAGAUAUAUCAAAAUAAAGAAUGCAUAAUAUUCCCCGUGUUGUACGCACAAAUAUUGAGCAACUACCUCACGCCGACUAAAUACAAGUUGAAUAUGAUGUACUUGUCCCCUUUCUUGAAGAGGUACAUCCUCAACCCCAUCUGGAUCAACUUCUCGCUCGGCCGAAACUACAGUCGCAUCAACUGGAAGAACUUGGUUGCAAACUACCUCCUCCACAAUGUUGUCGUUGCCGCUGCAGUUGCCGGCUACUCGUUCAAGGAUCGUAUAUUGGACAGGUUCUAUGCGAUUAAAUACGGACACGGGAAGCCCGAUAGCGAAUCGUCGAUACUUCAGAAUUACACGGCGUACGUCUUUCACAAGGCAAGCUCGAUCACCAACUUUAUCUACGCGCCUAAUCUCAUAUCCAUCUUACUAAUUGCUGUAUCGGCGCUGUUGUUCUCCACACUAGGGUCAAACAAGCACCCCCAAUUGCACCGGUUCUACAUGCACAACCAAAAGCUGGUGUUCAAAACAUAUACCAAGACAAUUGGCCUCCUUGCGGGAUUAGCUGCUAUUAAGCUCAACCAUUUGCAGCUAGUUCCCGACUGGGGGUACAACAAGCGGGUAGAGGCAGAGCACGCUGCAGGAAACAGCGCUGAUGCGAUCUAUGAAGAGGAUGUCGAAGAGGAACCCGCAGCCAGAUUGCUAUCUAAACAGUUCUACAAUGACCUCAACAUGUACUUGUUCAAGCUUGUUGUACUAUCCAAAUGGAGGAUCCUCAAGACCUAUCAUCCGCUAUUCUCCAAAGUCCAACUACCAUUGUGGAAUAAGCUAGAAACUGCGCUAAUGUGCUUUGGAUUCCUCAAGAUGAUGAACUUGAGUGACUUUGUCAAUGGGCAUAGGACAUUGGAGUCGGAACGAAUAUCAAAGGAUAGUAUGAUUAGAGUGGCCAAUUUCGUAUCCCAAUAA
Messenger RNA from Lodderomyces margitis, 1530 nucleotides. RefSeq lists its product as uncharacterized. The record is from RefSeq and is a predicted model, not a curated record. The transcript has a single exon. Bases 1 to 1530 code for a protein of 509 amino acids. Lineage: Eukaryota; Fungi; Ascomycota; Pichiomycetes; Serinales; Debaryomycetaceae.